This is a messenger RNA of Talaromyces marneffei, 3021 nucleotides long. RefSeq lists its product as uncharacterized. The transcript is spliced from 2 exons. Gene Ontology annotation, biological process: recombinational repair. The record is from RefSeq and is a predicted model, not a curated record. Bases 1 to 3021 code for a protein of 1006 amino acids. NCBI's taxonomy places the organism in Eukaryota, Fungi, Ascomycota, Eurotiomycetes, Eurotiales, Trichocomaceae. Gene Ontology annotation, molecular function: ATP binding; hydrolase activity; 3'-5' DNA helicase activity. Gene Ontology annotation, cellular component: nucleus.
AUGGACAUCGAUCCAAUCCUCAAUGGACUAAACGCCGCCCAACGAACAGCAGUCACAAGUCCAUCCUCAAUUCUCCAAGUCCUCGCACCCCCCGGCUCCGGCAAAACCAAGACCUUGACGGCACGCGUCGCGUACCUGUUAUCCUCGAAACAUGCAUUCCGUCCUCAGGAUGUUAUCUGCUGCACGUUCACGAUCAAGGCGAGUCGUGAGAUGCGUGAGCGGUUGACGCAUUUGAUUGGUGAUCAGGUAGUCUCGAAACUUGUCUUGGGGACGUUCCAUUCGAUCUGUCGGCGGUAUUUGGUUGCGUAUGGCCAUUUGAUUGGGCUGAAGAAGGGGUUUGGUAUUGCGGAUAGUAAUGAUGGUUUGGCUAUUAUCAAGAGAAUCGUCAAACGCUUGAACCUCAAUAUACAACCCAACCCAGCCCGGUCACGAAUAUCGAGUCAAAAAGCGCAAGGAAUCAGCUGGCAGGACCUCAUUGAUGCCCGACACCCGAAAAGCGUGGAUCAACAAGAAUUCGUGCAGGUGUAUCGCGAAUAUGAAGCUGCAUUGGCAAGCUCAAACCUUCUCGAUUAUGACGACCUCCUCUUGCGCUGUGUUGAUCUCUUGCGACAACAUCCGCAUUGCGUAUCAAAUGUGCAGACUGUACUUGUCGAUGAGUUUCAGGAUACGAAUGUCAUUCAGUACGAGUUAAUGAAUCUAUUUGCAGCCCAGAAUAAACGGAUCACUAUAGUCGGCGAUCCGGACCAGAGUAUCUAUGGGUUUCGGUCGGCAGAAAUCAAGAAUCUUGAGCGCAUGCAAAGGCGAUACCCGAAUACGUCUGUGGUUUUGUUGGAGGAUAAUUAUCGAUCCUCAGGCUCGAUUUUGGGUUCGGCGGAGCAGGUCAUUGAACAGGAUACAGCACGACCUGUGAAGAAGCUCCACCCGACACAUGGAGUUGGUACGAUGCCAGUUUUGCGGAAAUUGCCUACUGCAGCUGCGGAAGCGCAGUGGAUGGUGAUGGAGAUUAAGAGGUGUAUUACUUUGACGGGUCAGCUGCUUAAGUCGUCCGACUUUGCUAUAUUGCUCCGCUCAGCAGCGCUGUCGCGACAAAUUGAGUCUGAGUUGGGAAAACAGGGAAUUCCUUAUCGGAUGGUUGGUGGGUCGAGGUUCUUUGACAGAGUUGAGAUUCGCCUUCUUCUGGACUAUCUUCGUGUCAUUAGUCAUCCAGAGAACAAUGAUGCCCUGGCUCGAAUUAUUAAUGUUCCCACGAGAAAGAUUGGGGAUGAAACCCUCAAAAGUCUGACUGCAGGUGCUGAAAGUGCGAAUCUUCCGCUUUGGACUUUUAUUAAAGAUGUUGCGCAAGGUCGUAGGUCUUGCCAGAAGGGUCUUUCCAAAGCUGCCAAUAUUGGAUUGUCGGUGUUGGUUGGCCUGAUUGAGGCGUCGAGACAGAAACUACACGACUGCAUAGAUGAGUCUUCGCCUAGAGUCUUACUUGAAUUCGUCAUCAGCAAGCUCGGAUUCCGAGAAUAUCUUACUGCAACUUAUCCUCUGGAUGAAGAAAACAGAUGGGCGAAUGUGGAGGAACUUCUAGCACAAGCCGGCGAUUCAUCUACGUCUUACUCUCAGCAAGACGACAUCCUUCCCGAAAUUGAAGGCUUGGAGCAACAUCAAGGCCACAUAGGUGAAGAAGCACUAUCGCGAUUUCUGGCAAACGUAGCUUUGUCAACAGAAGUAACGACCGAAGAAGGCGAUCAGCCGCAGGAAAAAGUAACCAUCUCUACGAUCCACGCAGCCAAGGGAUUAGAAUGGCCCGUCGUGUUUGUCGCUGCCGUCUAUGAGGGAAUUAUACCGCAUUCCAGAGCCGAAGAUAGCGAUGAGGAAAGACGAUUACUAUAUGUAGCUAUGACGCGAGCGCAGGCGCUUUUGUAUCUCAGUCUUCCUCGUCGAGAUUCCAAGAAUGGUGAAGAGACGAGGACUAGCUCUUUUUUGCCUCCUAGCAUAGUGGAGGCCAAGUUUCGUGCUAUAGGACCCAAGCUUGUUGACAAGACUAUUUUCGCUAUCGCGGAUAUUCUUGGCCGUGAGCAUCCGAGUCAGGAGGCGAUAGUCAAGGGGCUACAGGCCAGGUUGCCCAGUCUUAAUGAUGACCUCUGGACGCCUGACGGCGACUAUACUGGCGAUACAGCUACGAGAUGGGAUGGAUCAACAGCAUCAUCAUCACUUGACGCACGUGGUCAAGCGCAGGAACACUGGACUAAGCGCCGUCGACUGAAUGACCAAGCACAAGAUUCUACAGGAGGAAAAGCAGGACCAGGCUUUGUUACGGCCACCUCGUAUACGAUGAACAACGCCUCUGGAUAUUCAAUUUCGAGUACUACAGUGUCAACGGGGUUUUCGACUGCAAGACAGCAUAUGGAAACAGCACCGCCUCCUGUUCAGAAAGAGCUAAUGCACCCUACACAGAAGAAGACAACCACAUCUUCUAUGACUCGGAAGAAUGCUUCCGCACCACCUGGUCAGGGGACAUUGUCAAACUACUUCGGUAUUAAUAGUCCGAAGCCGCAAACCACGACAAAAACCUCAAGUGACGAUAAGAGAAAACCAUCAUCACAAGCCAACUGUGACCCGCCCGCUGUUUUAAAUUAUGCAGCGAUGGAUGGUCAAACACUGAGCUCUGGAGGCUAUCGUAUCCAACCCCAGGCAUACAAACCACCACGACCUGUCCCGCUGGCAGCCAAAGACGCGAAUAAUUAUACAUGGCUGCCACAAUCAGACAAAGGCUCAACACCAUCAAUACCAACAGCUACUACUGUAUCUGCAAGCGAUACGAAACCUCCUACCACGACGAUGAAUCAUCGUCCCACCUCGUCGUUCCACACAACCACAACAAUGAUGGGAACAACAAUGAAUCAGCUAUCAACAGCCCAGAGUGCUGGUGGGUAUGGUGUUUCCAUGGGACGUAAGACGCUGGGUGUUCGAAGAAGUCUGAACAAUGGUUGGGCGGAAAGGAUGAAUAGGGUUAAUCAGCAUAAUCAUCCGAAGUAG